Rasamsonia emersonii CBS 393.64 is the source of this 1515-nucleotide messenger RNA. Its product is annotated as Phosphoglycerate mutase. The coding region runs from base 1 to 1515 and encodes 504 amino acids. Gene Ontology annotation, biological process: glucose catabolic process. Gene Ontology annotation, molecular function: manganese ion binding. Gene Ontology annotation, cellular component: cytoplasm. The record is from RefSeq and is a predicted model, not a curated record. The transcript has 5 exons. Lineage: Eukaryota; Fungi; Ascomycota; Eurotiomycetes; Eurotiales; Trichocomaceae.
AUGGCUAAGGUCGACCACAAAGUCGCCCUCAUUGUCAUUGACGGUUGGGGAAUCCCCGGCCCCAACUCUCCUCCCGAAGGCGAUGCGAUCGCAGCCGCCGAGACCCCCGUCAUGUCCUCCUUUGCUGACCCCAACGCCAAGGUCGCCCAGGGCUACACGGAGCUCGAUGCUUCGUCCCUCGCGGUUGGCCUGCCGGAAGGUCUGAUGGGCAAUAGUGAGGUGGGCCACCUCAACAUUGGGGCUGGCCGUGUCGUCUGGCAGGACAGCGUCCGCAUCGACCAGACCCUCAAGAACGGCAAGAUGAAUGAGGUCGAGAACGUCAUCAAGUCCUUCAAGCGUGCCAAGGAAGGCAAUGGCCGUUUGCACCUAUUGGGUCUGGUUUCCGAUGGUGGAGUUCACUCGAAGAACACCCAUCUGUACGGUCUGCUGCAGGUCGCCAAAGAUUGCAGGUUCCCAAGGUCUUCAUCCACUUCUUCGGUGAUGGCCGUGAUACGGACCCCAAGAGCAAUUGGCGAGCUGGCCACUGUCGUGGGUCGUUACUAUGCUAUGGACCGCGACAAGCGUUGGGACCGAAUCGAGGUCGCUAUGAAGGGUAUUGUCCUUGGUGAGGGAGAGGAGAGCACCGACCCUGUUAAGACUAUUGAGGAGCGCUACGCGAAGGGAGAAACCGAUGAAUUCCUGAAGCCGAUCAUCUUGGGCGGCAAGGAAAACCGGGUUCAGGACGGGGACACCCUCUUCUUCUUCAACUACCGUUCGGACCGUGUCCGGGAGAUCACUCAGCUGCUGGGAGACAUUGACCGCUCCCCCAAGCCCGAUUUCCCCUAUCCGAAGGACAUCCACAUCACUACCAUGACCCAGUACAAGACGGACUAUCCCUUCCCGAUUGCCUUCCCGCCACAGCACAUGGGCAACGUGCUGGCUGAGUGGCUUAGCAAGAAGGGCUUGAAGCAGAGCCAUGUCGCGGAAACGGAGAAGUACGCCCACGUCACUUUCUUCUUCAACGGUGGUGUGGAGAAGCAGUUCCCUGGAGAGGACCGGGACAUGAUCCCGUCGCCCAAGGUUGCCACCUACGACCUUGACCCCAAGAUGAGCGCCGCUGGUGUUGCUGAGAAGGUCGCUGAGCGCAUUGCGGAGAACAAGUACGAGUUUGUUAUGAACAACUUUGCGCCUCCUGACAUGGUGGGUCACACUGGUGUCUACGAGGCUGCUAUCCAGGGUGUGGCGGCCACGGACAAGGCCAUUGGUCACAUCUUCGAGGCUUGCAAGAAGCAUGGCUACAUUCUGUUUGUCACUGCGGACCAUGGAAACGCGGAGGAGAUGCUCAACGAGGAGCGCAAGCCUAAGACCUCCCACACGACCAACAAGGUUCCUUUCAUUCUGGCCAACGCUCCCGAGGGCUGGAGUCUGAAGAAGGAAGGCGGCGUGCUGGGAGACGUCGCCCCGACCGUUCUGGCGGCCAUGGGCAUUGAGCAGCCUGAAGAGAUGAGCGGCCGCAGCCUGCUCAUCCGGCCAUAG